This is a messenger RNA of Polistes canadensis, 1650 nucleotides long. Its product is annotated as hydroxysteroid dehydrogenase-like protein 1. Gene Ontology annotation, molecular function: oxidoreductase activity. The record is from RefSeq and is a predicted model, not a curated record. The coding region runs from base 409 to 1356 and encodes 315 amino acids. The transcript is spliced from 7 exons. Lineage: Eukaryota; Metazoa; Arthropoda; Insecta; Hymenoptera; Vespidae. Gene Ontology annotation, cellular component: endoplasmic reticulum.
AACGCACAGUUGACACGAAAUGAAACUACGAAAUAUGUUUUUAAAUAAUAAAGCAAAGUACGUGACAUAAACCAACGCAAGAAGUUUAAAUGCAGUGAAAAAAUAUUGAUCAAUUUUUGGAUCAUUACAUUAUACAACUAUCUCUCUGUUCAAUUUACGAUUAAUAAAAGAAAUCAUUUUGAUUGCGUCUUACCCAUAACAGAUCGCUUUUAGUCUUGCUUGGGAUAUCGUUGCAGAGUUGUCUCCGAAGAGAAGUGCACAUAAAUUAAAUGAAUAUAUGCUAUUGCAUUUAUUCGUCUAAGAGAGGGAGAGAGAAAAAUAAUAUACAAGUGAAAAAAAUAUAACUCAAGAAAAAAAAAACGUACAAGUGUAGUUAAUUAAAUUUGACUAACUCUACGAAAGAAAAUAAUGUUAAUGUUAAUAGUAUUGUGGUGGUUAGGCGCAUUAUUUGUAAUUUGGAUAUCGUCUAUUUCGAUAAGCCGAUUAUUAUCAACUCUAUGGGAAACGAUAUUUCCUUUGAUCAACUCCACACCGAUCGAUUUUCGUACGAAAUUUGGGGAAUGGGCCGUGGUAACUGGUUCAACCGAUGGCAUUGGAAAAGCAUACGCUAAAGAAUUAGCAAUGAGGCACAUGAAUUUAAUUUUGAUAAGUAGAAGUUUAAAAAAAUUGGAAGAAACUAAGAGUGAAUUAUUGAACAUUAACCCUAACAUCGAAGUAAAAAUCAUAGAGGCAGAUUUUAGCAAAGGCAAAUCGAUCUUUAAAAAAAUCCGAGCUCAAUUAAACGAACCAAUUGGAAUACUAGUAAACAACGUGGGCAAAAUGUACAAGUAUCCUAUGUAUCUUGACGAAGUUCCGGAAGAUGAGUUAUGGGAACUGAUGACGAUAAAUGUCGGAGCCACCACAAUGAUGACACGAUUAAUUAUUGAACAAAUGAAACAACGUAGAAAAGGUGCUAUAAUAAAUAUAUCUUCUGGAUCGGAACAUCAACCGCUUCCAUUAAUGACUGUUUACGCUGCUACGAAAGCUUAUUUAAAAAGUUUUUCCGAUGCUAUCAGAAUGGAAUAUUCGCACUUUGGUAUUACGAUUCAACAUUUAGCACCACUCUUUAUCAAUACUAAAAUGAAUUCGUUCUCUCCUUCUCUUCAGGUCUCCAGCCUUUUUAUUCCUAAUGCAAUGACUUAUGCUAAGAAUGCAAUAGCAACGCUUGGUAAGGUGGACUCGAGUAGCGGAUAUUGGGCUCAUGGCAUUCAAACUUUUAUAGCUCUAACCGCACCCAUGUCGCUCAGAUUGAAGUUUGGUUAUUUAUUAAUUAAAAAAUUUCGAAAUGAUUAUUUUAAAUACAUCAAAGAUAAAUAGUGCGAGAUGAAUAAGUAAUAACAUAUUAUUUAGAAAAAAUAGUUUUACUACUGGUUGUUUUAUUAAAAUUGAAUUUUAAUCCCUAUGAUUAUAACUAAAUUAAGGAUCAUACUAAAUAUAUAUUUGUGUGUGUAUAUAUGUAAACAAAAAAAUAUUCUCCACGUUAUUUAACGCAUUCUAGUUUCUACGCCUCAGAAUAUCAGGGACAACGAGUAAAACACAUUAUUGGUAAAAGUAAAGAGAUAUCCUAUGUAAGACGUGCAUGACCGAAAUAAAACACUUUUGUAUAUGUUA